AUGCUGAGACUUUCAGCGGUUUUCUUCAGAAAACAUGGUUUUCUUCCCUUUGUAUCUAGAAAAUCAUCGGUAAUCAGACCCGAAGAUACCUUAUGGCAUAUUUUUUGUACUACCUCUGAGGUAAGUUCUUGUCAAAGCUUUUCAGAAUUAUCCCCACAUUGCACUUCUAAAUGCUCAACAUUUGACAAUAGCGACACCAACAAUGGCUUAGCAAGCCAAUUUGGCCUCAUUCGCCUGCAAGAAAUUUCAAUAAACCACACAAACGAUCAAAUCCAUGAUGAGUUUGCUUCUGAUGUGGAAAAGGUUUAUAGAAUAUUACGAAAGUACCAUUCUAGGGUUCCCAAAUUGGAACUUGCUCUCAGGGAAUCUGGAGUUGUUGUGAGGCCUGGAUUAACUGCGCGUGUGUUGAAUCGAUGUGGUGAUGCCGGGAACUUGGCGUAUAGGUUCUAUUCCUGGGCCUCUAAGCAAUCCGGCCAUCGACAUGAUCAGGAUGCAUACAAGGCAAUGAUUAAGGUUUUGGGUAGGAUGCGGCAGUUUGGUGCUGUUUGGGCACUGAUUGAGGAAAUGAGGCAGGAGAAUCCUCAAUUGAUUACGCAGCAAGUGUUUGUUAUUUUGAUGAGAAGGUUUGCCUCUGCGAGGAUGGUUCAGAAGGCGGUUGAAGUGUUGGAUGAGAUGCCCAAGUACGGGUGUGAGCCGGAUGAAUAUGUUUUUGGGUGUUUGUUGGAUGCUUUAUGCAAAAAUGGCAGUGUUAAGGAGGCUGCUUCGCUGUUUGAGGACAUGAGGUAUCGCUGGAAACCGAGUGUGAAGCAUUUUACUUCAUUGUUGUAUGGUUGGUGUAAGGAAGGGAAGCUUAUGGAGGCCAAACAUGUGUUGGUUCAGAUGAAGGAUGCGGGCAUUGAGCCAGAUAUUGUGGUUUAUAACAACUUACUUGGUGGGUAUGCUCAGGCUGGGAAAAUGGGGGAUGCUUAUGAUCUUUUGAAAGAGAUGAGGAGGAAGGGUUGUGAACCGAAUGCGGCGUCCUACACAGUUUUGAUCCAGUCACUUUGUAAACAUGAAAGGUUGGAGGAGGCAACGCGGGUAUUUGUUGAGAUGCAGAGAAGUGGUUGUCAGGCGGAUGUUGUCACAUAUUCCACAUUGAUAAAUGGAUUUUGUAAGUGGGGAAAAAUCAAAAGGGGAUAUGAGCUUUUGGAUGAGAUGAUACAGCAAGGGCAUUCCCCAAAUCAGGUUAUUUAUCAGCAUAUAAUGUUGGCCCAUGAGAAGAAGGAGGAACUGGAAGAAUGUAAAGAACUGGUGAAUGAGAUGCAGAAGAUUGGCUGUGCUCCGGAUCUGAGCAUCUAUAAUACAGUCAUUAGGUUGGUUUGCAAGUUGGGGGAGGUCAAGGAAGGUGUUCGGCUUUGGAAUGAAAUGGAAUCCAGUGGGCCCAGUCCUGGCAUUGACACCUUUGUCACUAUGAUUAAUGGUUUUCUUGAGCAAGGCUACCUAGUUGAAGCUUGUGAGUAUUUUAAGGAGAUGGUUGGAAGAGGGCUUUUUACUGCUCCUCACUAUGGUACCCUGAAGGAGCUGAUGAAUUCUCUUCUAAGAGCUGAGAAGCUUGAAAUGGCCAAAGAUGCUUGGAGUUGUAUCACAGCUUCUAAAGGGUGUCAGCUAAAUGUUAGUGCAUGGACUAUCUGGAUUCAUGCACUCUUUUCAAAAGGACAUGUGAAGGAGGCUUGUUCAUUCUGUAUAGACAUGAUGGAUAACGAUUUAAUGCCUCAGCCAGAUACCUUUGCAAAGCUUAUGCGCGGUCUGAGGAAAUUAUAUAACAGACAGUUUGCAUCAGAGAUCACGGAGAAGGUAAGGAAAAUGGCGGCUGAUAGGCAGAUCACUUUUAAGAUGUAUAAACGGAGAGGAGAGAGGGACUUAAAAGAAAAGGCAAAGGAGAUGAAGGAAGGGAGGAAGAGGAGGGCUAGACAACGCCAAUGGGGUGGAGGCCGUCAGAAAUUGUAA
Sphenostylis stenocarpa is the source of this 1986-nucleotide messenger RNA. NCBI's taxonomy places the organism in Eukaryota, Viridiplantae, Streptophyta, Magnoliopsida, Fabales, Fabaceae. The record is from the annotation of a GenBank genome assembly.